CAUCAUGCGGCUCCAAUGACGUCACGUGAACCGCGGCUCCUUCGUCUUCUUCGUAGCUUCUCCUUACUCCGUGGCUCCUUGUGCCGGUUCGUCGUCACCGUACUAGUGUCCUCUCCGUCGUCUGCAUCCUCUACUCUGUCAGACUGGUUGGUUGUCUCUGUCGUCUGCCUCCCCUACUCUGUUGGACAGGUAAGGAAACUCCAGUGGAGAAUGACAUCGAGUAGCAGCAAGGCAGAAGACCCGUGGAAAUGGAAUGUGGCGAUAAUGGAUAUGUUUUCGCAGGCGGAAACCGAUUAUGUUGACGACGGGGUAUGUAUGAUAUUUUCUCUAAUUGGCCAAGAAUAAAUAGGGUUGAUGGUGAGGUAUUCAGGUGUAACAAUACAGUUGUGAGCAACAUGUAAGGAUUUGUUAUUAACUAGGUUGUUUAAUGAGGCAU
Arachis ipaensis is the source of this 436-nucleotide messenger RNA. The record is from RefSeq and is a predicted model, not a curated record. NCBI's taxonomy places the organism in Eukaryota, Viridiplantae, Streptophyta, Magnoliopsida, Fabales, Fabaceae.